GGCGGCCAAGUUGGAGCUGCGCGGCCCCGAGGGGGCCUUGGAUUUGAUCGUGGUGUACUUCCCGACUGGCAACCAGCUCACGGACACCGACUACUAUGGUUUCUCGGCGGCCGAGGUGGAGCGGUCUCCUUCGUUUCGCGACCUCCGUGGCUGCCUCCGCGCACGGCUCUCCCGUGCGAUCGCCCCGCGGUCGUCAGCCUUGACGGUCUUAGGUGGCGACUUGAACUACGUGGCGGACGACUUCGAUCGCAUGUCGACGACCUCGGGCUCGCGCACUGGACGGAGGGAUGCGGGCGAGGAGCGACGCUUUCAGAACUUAGUCGGCUCCCCGCACGGGCUCGCAGAGAUGUAUCAACCCGAGCCCGCCCAUGCCUCGACGAGCUCUCGGGCCAGACUGGACCGGGUGUACAUGAACCGCGACAUGACGGACCAGCUGGACCGUCAACUGCGCGCGGUCGCGCUGGAGUGGAAGCCGCAUCUGUCUGCUCAUCGUCCCGUUCUGGUUUCUCGCACGGCCCCCCACCGGCACGCUUCGGCCACCCGCCGCAUUCCCGACUUCGCGGUGCAGCAUCCUGAUUUCAAGCGUCGCGUAGCGCUGGAGUACGAGGAGCAAUUGGCGACCUCCCCCUCGGCGUCUGGCCUAGCGAAGCUCCAGAUCUUCAAGGAGGCGGUAAGGAAUGUCGCUUUUCGGCUGUCUGCCGACAGCUCGGCCCCUCCCCCGGCAGAGUGCUUGGAGGACAGGCUGGGCCUCACCAUGAAACUCAUCCGCUCGAUGGAGUGUGGAUUUCCGGGGGAGUUGUCCAAAUGCUUGGUCCGCUAUCCCCACCUUCGCGAGUUGGUCACCAAUCCUUACGACUUCACUGGCAACCUCUCUGUCCGGCUACGGAACCUACGACAGCAUGCUGCCGAGUUGGCCCGGGACCACGCCCUGGACGAGCUCGCCGCAGCUCGGACUGAGGCGGCCCCCGCACAGACCGACGUUGGUGAGGGCCGCGCCCGACGUACUCGCAAACGCGGCGCUCGACUGCUUCGCCGCCUCGCACCAGGCCGUUCGGUGGGGAUCUCUGCAGUAGUGGACGCCCAGGGCGUCGUGCAAACGAGCGCGGAGAAGAUGGUCGCCAUCCUCCGGUCGCAUUGGAAGGGCGUGUUCACACGCCUCCGGCUGCGGCGACGCCAUAUCAAACGGGCCAUCAAGAUCACCGGCAACACAGCCCCUGGGCCCGACGGCAUCUCAUUUCGCAUAUGGCGUCUCUUCGGGGAGCUGUCGGUGGACCUCUUGUUUGGCGCGUUCCAGGGCCUCAUUGAUGAGAAUGCGUUGGACGAGCUCGCAUCCCUGGGGUUCGAGUUCAACGCGAGCCUCUUGCACCUGCUUCCGAAGAAG
Prorocentrum cordatum is the source of this 1381-nucleotide messenger RNA. NCBI's taxonomy places the organism in Eukaryota, Dinophyceae, Prorocentrales, Prorocentraceae. The record is from the annotation of a GenBank genome assembly.